This is a messenger RNA of Malania oleifera, 1353 nucleotides long. RefSeq lists its product as uncharacterized. NCBI's taxonomy places the organism in Eukaryota, Viridiplantae, Streptophyta, Magnoliopsida, Santalales, Ximeniaceae. Gene Ontology annotation, biological process: methylation. The transcript is spliced from 9 exons. The record is from RefSeq and is a predicted model, not a curated record. Gene Ontology annotation, molecular function: RNA binding; methyltransferase activity. Bases 120 to 1055 code for a protein of 311 amino acids.
AAAGAUUGUAUUCCAGAACAAUUUAAAAAGCGACAAAUCUCGUUGGCGAUUUUAGGGAUUCCAAAACAGCGUCAGUUGUUAGCAGUUGGCACUACGGGGGUGAAAAGAAUCAGGACAGAAUGGCCCUGCAGAUUCCGAGGCUUCCGAUGUUGCUCUCAUGUCGUUCAACAUUCCUUCUGUUAACCAACGCUAAUUGUUCUACCCGCUCGGUGAAAUGGGACGAACUCCAUAUGCAUAUUUCUUUCAGAACCUUCUCUGUUUCCAAGUCUGGGAAAAUUCAACCAUACAAGAAGAAAAGGAGAUUGGAUGAGAUAUGUCUUGAAAGGUUUCAGCAAUACAGCCGAACCUUUAUACAAUCAUGGAUCCUACAAGGCAAAGUGUUUGUGGAUGGAAAGGUGGUGAACAAGGCUGGAACACCUGUGUCUGAUAAAGCUAUUGUACAGAUAAUGGCUGAAAUUCCGAAAUAUGUAUGUAGGGCAGGAUAUAAGUUGGAGGCUGCCAUUGAACAACUUGGCAUUGAGAUCGCUGGAAAAGUUGUUCUUGAUGCAGGGCUGUCCACAGGAGGAUUUACAGACUGCCUGCUUCAAUAUGGGGCUUCUUUUGUAUAUGGGGUGGACGUAGGUUAUGGGCAGGUGGCAGACAAAAUUCGUCAUGAUGAAAGAGUAUGUGUUACAGAGCGGACAAAUUUAAGAUAUCUUUCUGAACUUCCACAAAAAGUUGAUUUGGUGACUCUUGACCUUUCAUUCAUUUCUAUACUUUUGGUCAUGCCUGCUGUAGUCAAUGUGAUGAAGGAAGAAGCAAUGUUAGUUACCCUGGUUAAACCUCAAUUUGAGGCUCACAGAUCCCAAGUUGGAAGUGGUGGGAUUGUGAGGGAUCCUAUGGUCCAUCGUGAGGUCCUUGAGAGGAUCAUAAAGGGUGUAGAAGAUUUUGGUUUCCACACCAAAGGAUGGAUUGAGUCUCCCUUAAAGGGUGCUGAGGGUAAUGUGGAGUUCUUGGUUUGCUUUACCCGAACAGCUGAGAAGGACAUAGAUCAGUUCAUUGCUUCUGAAUUUUGACCCCAAUAUCAGCGAGUAUCGAUGCAUGGGCUGUCUUGCGUGAAGGCACUGCAGCUCAAUAUGCGUGCACACGUGUGUUUCAAUACAGUAAAAUUGUGAAUUUAGUCCAUUUGUAAUUGAUCAAGUGGUUACUGGAAUGCCCACUUAAGUGAGAGUGGGGAAGGGAAAUGGGAACAUGAAAAUGGAAAGGUGAGAGAUCCAGUUCUCCAAGGUUUUGAAUGUACUUACAUGUACGUCCUUGGGAGCCAAUUUAUGUUAAGUAAUUAUUUUAUUAUAAUUUGGAAUUCAAUUAGUUAAA